GCUGAGCAGCCUGCAGAGAAGAGAGAGAGUUGAUUUAUCUAUUUAUUGAACUUUUAUUAUACCAUUUGAGUCUUUGACAUUUAGGGUAAAAAUGGUGACCUGUGGAACUCUGGUGAAGAUCUGGACAUUAGCCGUCGUUAUAGCAGCACUGGGCUGUACUGGGACAGUAGAUGGAGAGAAGCUGGUGUCGUGCUGUAAGAAAGUGUCUAGGACAGAGGUGGCCGAUCCCAUCACAGGCUACUGGAUUCAGAACUAUAAUGCUCCUUGUGUACGGGCCGUCAUCUUUGAGACGGAGAAGGGUCUGUUCUGUAGUUACCAUAAACUACCCUGGGUACGCAGAAAGAUUCAGCAGUUUGAAAUGGCCCGUCUGAGCUCAACAUUUCUCUCGCUCUCCUCUCCAACCUCUCUCACCUCCACCUCCACCCCUACCACGACCUCCUUAACCUCCUCUCCUCCCUCUCUCACUUCCACCAGUACCUCCUUAACCCCCUCUCCCUCCUCCUCUCCUCCCUCUCUCACUUCCACCAGUACCUCCUUAACCCCCUCUCCCUCCUCCUCUCCUCCCUCUCUCACUUCCACCAGUACCUCCUUAACCCCCUCUCCCUCCUCCUCUCCUCCCCCUCUCACCUCCACCCCUACCUUCUUACCCUCCUCUCCUCUUUCUGUUUUCUCCUCUCUUUUCCCUCUUUCCUCCUCUUCUCCAGCUGUACCUUCCUCUCCUCCCUCUCUUUCCUCCUCUCCUUCCUAUCUCCUCUCCUCUCUUUUCCCUGCCUCUUCCUCUCCUCCCUCUAUCUCUUCCUCUCCUCCCUCUUUCUCCUCCCCCCGUCAUCGGGAAUCGACCAAGAAUGCCUCAACUCAACAGUCAACAUCCAACCAAUAGAAUCAUUGCCAAUGGCUGAAGCUCCGCUGAUGUUCAAAACUUCCAAUAUGCAUAUUACAUGUUCAUAUUGAAUAUCUUAUUCAUAUUGAUGUUUUUCAUAGUCUGAUUAUCUAGUUAAACUUGAACUCAGUUGCCAUAAUCAUGUUCAAUGGGUUGUUAGAGUUUUUAUGAAUUAUAUUUAAGACCAGUAUUGUAUGUGUUCAUUUUUUUAUUUAUUCAAGUAUUUAUGGGGGCUUGUAGAACAUUUUUGAU
This is a messenger RNA of Salvelinus fontinalis (brook trout), 1132 nucleotides long. RefSeq lists its product as uncharacterized. Gene Ontology annotation, molecular function: chemokine activity. The transcript has 4 exons. Gene Ontology annotation, cellular component: extracellular region. Bases 92 to 880 code for a protein of 262 amino acids. Gene Ontology annotation, biological process: immune response. NCBI's taxonomy places the organism in Eukaryota, Metazoa, Chordata, Actinopteri, Salmoniformes, Salmonidae. The record is from RefSeq and is a predicted model, not a curated record.